AUGAAUGGAAUUGGGGUUCUGUUGGCGGCAGACUUAUUACAUCUAGACAAAUUAAUUGAUCCAUUGCAAGAACAAUUUAAAAGAAAAACGAAAUGGUUAAAAAAGAACUUGUCCGUCAUUUUUCCGUUAAUAUCUCAACAACCAAAACUAACCACCCUCAAGGAAGUAUGCUUGACAUUCAUUUUGUCGAAUCCAAUGUUAAUAUUUUCAAUUAAUAAUAUGGGAGAGGAUAUUAUAUAUGACAUACUUGGAAUGAAUGAACUUAAAUAUGAAGAAUCAGAAUAUUGGGAUUACAUUAUUGAAUGGGGAAUGUUAAACUAUCCAACUUUAUUCAGCGAGGAAUUUAAACUACAUCUGAAGGAGAGAAUUCAAACAGGCAAAACAAUUGAGUUGAAUGAUGAACAAUUAGACGCGUUACGAAAUACUUUACAACGACUUCUCACGAGGAUUAGAUUUGAUCAAAUGUCAUCAAAGAUGUUUUAUUUUAAAGUAGGACCAUUCUCAAGAAUUCUACCGGAUAAUUUAUACAUAAAUUUAUUACGGUAUCAUUUCGAACAAAAAGAGAAACCGAAAUUUCCAACAUCGGAAGAUAUAAGAAGGGGACCGAUACAAUCAAAAAUCAUAACAUCGAAACAUGCAGCGAUUAUAACGGAUUGGAUAGAGGCUAGUGAUUUAGAUUAUUUUAAAAGAAAUCCUGAAGAAUUAACUGAUAGAGUAGAAUUUAAGCUGCUUUAUGAUAGUGAGUUAAACGGUUUAACUUCUAAAGCAUUUCAUUCAAGAUGUGAUGGGUUCGCUUCCACGGUAGUUGUAAUAAAAUAUGAUAAUGAUAUCAUCGUUGGUGGUUAUAAUCCCGCAUAUUGGAAAUCAGAAUCCAAAAAGACUUCUUUUUGGAUGCAAUCAGGAAAAUCUUUUAUCUUUUCUUUUAGGAAGAACCAUGAAUCGAUUCUUAGUAAAAUUAACAAUGACGAAAAAGAAUAUGUUAAAGAGUUAUUCAUUUCACCAAACCUUGGUCCAAUAUUUGGUGAAAGUGAUUUAGGGUUAACUUUUAAAAGGGAUCGGAAGAACCGAGAUAUUUGUCAAUGCAUAUGUAGGAGAAAUAAUUAUUCGAGAUCGAUCUUACCCCCGGAAUUGGAACAAAGAAAGGAUUGGUCUAUAAAAAAGUUCGAAGUAUUUCAAAUAAUUAAUAUUAAUCCCAAUAUUUCUAAUUGUUUAAAUCAAAAUUCCGUCAAAUUUGUACCUCUCAAUAAAUUAACAAAUUUCACCAGGUUACAACUACCUAUCGAUAAGAUCAAACAAGAAAUAUUAUUGGAUCGGGGUGAUGACAUCGCUUUCUUUCAUGUAAGGGAAGGAAGACAGGAGGAUUCGAAUUUGGGCAAGGAAGGGAAAAUGAUGGGUGACAAGACGACGGUGAAGCGAGUGGUGAUAAAAGAAUUGGAAAAUUUACAAGUGAAAAGGAUACGGAAAUGUGAUAAAGUUAUUUCACAUAUUAAUUUGAAAAAAAUUAAAAUAGAAUCUUAUAAAGAACGAGAGCAAUCAGAUUAUGAAGUUUCUGAAUCUGAGUAA
Funneliformis mosseae is the source of this 1563-nucleotide messenger RNA. Lineage: Eukaryota; Fungi; Glomeromycota; Glomeromycetes; Glomerales; Glomeraceae. The record is from the annotation of a GenBank genome assembly.